Dermacentor andersoni is the source of this 883-nucleotide messenger RNA. Lineage: Eukaryota; Metazoa; Arthropoda; Arachnida; Ixodida; Ixodidae. The record is from RefSeq and is a predicted model, not a curated record.
GACCAUUUUGACCACAUUUGUUUUCUGGAAGGUCGUGUCCCGAGGAACUGCAAGCAUGGCUACGCAGGGAAAGCCGAUCACGUGCAAGGCUGCCGUCGCCUGGAAGGUAGGCGAACCGCUGAAGGUGGAAAACGUCGAAGUGGCCACGCCCAAGCAUGGCGAAGUGCGGAUCCAGAUAUCGCAUGCGAGCCUGUGCCCCACGGACGCGCAGCUUGUCGAAGGCCCUGGAUGCCCCGAGGGCUGCGUGCUGCCCUGCAUCCCCGGACACGAAGGCGCCGGCACCGUCGAGAGCAUCGGGCCGGGAGUGAGGCGUCUCAAGCCAGGGGACCGCGUGAUUCCGCUCUACGUUCCGCAGUGCAAGGAGUGUGACUGCUGCCGACAUCCACGCGCUAACCUCUGCUCCAAAAUCAGCGCCACGCAGAGCCGGGGCGUGAUGCCUGAUGGUACAACGCGGUUCACGUGCAGGGGUGUGAGGCUGCACCAUUUCAUGGGCGUCAGCGCAUUCAGCCAGUACACUGUGGUGCCGGAGAUAGCAAUCGCCAAGAUAAACUCGGCGGCUCCACUGGACCGCGUGUGCCUGCUCGGUUGCGGCGUGUCGUCCGGCUACGGAGCCGCUCUGAAUGUGGCCCACGUCACGCGGGGAAGCACCGUCGCCGUCUGGGGUCUGGGCGCUGUCGGCCUCGCCGUCGCAAUGGGUGCUAAGGAGUGCGGCGCCAAGACCAUCAUCGGCAUAGACAUCAACGAGGCACGCUUUCUCAAAGGCAAUUUGGGCUUCCUCAUCGAAAUGAGCCAGAACUGGGUGGUUCUGAAGACGCUGUCGGAGCUCAUUGAAAGCAUUCUCCUGCUGAUUCAACCAGACGAAAGGCACGUCUUCUUUUGUUAG